Messenger RNA from Fonsecaea erecta, 483 nucleotides. RefSeq lists its product as hypothetical. Bases 1 to 483 code for a protein of 160 amino acids. Lineage: Eukaryota; Fungi; Ascomycota; Eurotiomycetes; Chaetothyriales; Herpotrichiellaceae. The record is from RefSeq and is a predicted model, not a curated record. The transcript is spliced from 2 exons.
AUGACCAUCGCCCGAAGGACAGGACUCAAUUUCCGUUCCCCGUCGACAGCUCCUCCUCCUCCUGCUGAUGCUGAUGCUGCUGCUUCUGCUGACUCCAGCACCUUCGAGUCUCCCCACGUCUCUUUUCUACAGGGGACAUGGAAAGUCACCCACUCGACGCUUCCCAUGUGGAAAAACAACCGCAACGUGACCAUCACCUACACGUCCCUGCCCGAGAACGCCGAGCACCUCGAUGACCUGGUCGAAUACCAACCCCUGACCUCAGACAAGCACAAGCGGGUCGAAGGAAUCGACACGCCCGACGCCCACACCAAGGCCGCCUACAGCUGGCGCGGCAAGGGGCUCUUGAAGAUCGCAUCGAGCCGCUGGGAGAUCCUGGGCUACGGGGAAGAAGAGGGCGGCUGGGUGGUCACGUACUUCCAAAAGACGCUCUUCACACCCGCGGGCAUCGACAUCUACGCGCGACGCCGAGGCGGCUUAUAA